Messenger RNA from Orbilia oligospora ATCC 24927, 1506 nucleotides. RefSeq lists its product as uncharacterized. The coding region runs from base 1 to 1506 and encodes 501 amino acids. Gene Ontology annotation, cellular component: cytosol. Gene Ontology annotation, molecular function: oxidoreductase activity; flavin adenine dinucleotide binding; FMN binding. The record is from RefSeq and is a predicted model, not a curated record. NCBI's taxonomy places the organism in Eukaryota, Fungi, Ascomycota, Orbiliomycetes, Orbiliales, Orbiliaceae. The transcript has 3 exons.
AUGGCUAAACUACGUCGAGAUUGGAAUGGUAGAUUUAAUUGGGCGGUUAAGAAGUUACAUAAGCGGUUGCUACAGCUUGGGGCACAGGAGUUCUAUAUUAGAGGGGAAGGGGAUGUGCAGCAUGAAGAAGGGAUAGACGGCACUUUAAUCCCCUGGGUUUCAGGGUUAACUUCAAAGCUACUAGAACUAUUCCCUCUACCAGACGGAAUAUCACCAAUCCCGGAUCACCAACUAUUACCUCCCAAAUUCCGGGUAUCGAUUGAUACUUCAAAACCAAUCUACUCAGACGAAUCCUAUUCAGAGAACUUAACACUCCCCCGCGGACCCAACUCUUUCAAACUUACAGUAUCAAAGAACGAUCGUUUAACCCCAAAUACUCACUUCCAAGAUACCCGUCUACUAUCGUUCACCUCCUCAACCCCACUAUCCCACUCACCAGGUGACGCAAUAAGUAUCCUCGCCACAAACCCCCCAGAAGUCGUCUCCGAAGCUCUCGAAAUCCUAAAUUUCAACAUCUCGCCCGACCAACCUCUGAUCAUAACCCCUUCUUCCUCAACAUUUAUAACACCAUUAACCCUUCGCACUCUACUAACCCACCACCUCGAUAUCACCGCUAUCCCCCGUCGCAGUUUUUUCACUUUUUGCGCGGCUUUCACGGAUGAUGAAACGCAUAAGGAGCGACUUAUCGACUUUACGAACCCACUGUAUGCCGAAGAAUUAUUCGAUUACACCACCAGACCGAGAAGGAGUAUCCUAGAAGUCCUCCAAGAAUUCGGAAGUGUCAAAGUCCCGCUAGAAUACCUCGUCGAAAUGAUUCCAAAGAUCAAGGGAAGAUUAUUCAGUAUCGCCAGCGCCGCAGAUCAAUACUCUUCACCCCUCCCCUCCCUUCCAUCGGUUUCGGAAAAAAAACCAGAAGAAGAAAAAGGAGGAGAAAAGGAGAAAGUAUACCACCUCGACCUCCUAAUCGCAAUAGUAAAAUACCGCACCGUCAUAAAACGCAUCAGACGCGGAAUGUGUACCCGCUACAUCUCGUCCCUAACCCCCGGGUGCACUCUAAACGCCACAAUCACCAAAGGCGGUCUCGGUACCUCAUCUCAGAAAAAGAUACAACAUUCAACACCGGUAAUACUAAUAGGACCCGGUACGGGGGUUGCACCCAUGAGAGCGAUGGUAUGGGAAAGAAUGAUUGGUGUUGAAAAGCACUUAUCUGACGACAGUGAUAAUAAUGGCGGGUUAAGACCGGCGAAGACGUUAUUGUUUUUUGGGUGUAGAGGUAAAGAUCUGGAUAAUUACUUUGGAGACGAGUGGAGUGAGUUAAGUAAGAGAUUUGGGAACGAGGUAUUUGAAGUGAAAACAGCGUUUUCGAGGGACCAGGAUAGGAAGAGGUAUGUUCAACAUGUUAUUAAGGAUGAAAAACAAGAGGUUUGGAAGUUGGUCGGGGAGAUGGGUGGGUUUGUUUAUGAGUUCAGGAAGAAUGCCGCAAGCGGUGAGAGAGGCACUUAUUGA